Polyodon spathula (Mississippi paddlefish) is the source of this 7734-nucleotide messenger RNA. RefSeq names its product otoferlin. Gene Ontology annotation, molecular function: calcium ion binding; AP-2 adaptor complex binding. The coding region runs from base 258 to 6389 and encodes 2043 amino acids. The transcript is spliced from 47 exons. The record is from RefSeq and is a predicted model, not a curated record. Gene Ontology annotation, cellular component: presynaptic active zone membrane; synaptic vesicle membrane. Gene Ontology annotation, biological process: plasma membrane organization; synaptic vesicle priming. Lineage: Eukaryota; Metazoa; Chordata; Actinopteri; Acipenseriformes; Polyodontidae.
CGGAACAGGGCACGUGAAACCAAACAGCGCAGCAUCCAGUGGGAUACAAUGAAAGCUGUUAAAUAAUUUAAGUGUUCUCUGUCAGCAAAAAUAAAUAAAUAAAUAAUAAUAAAACAGGAUGGGAGUGGACAUUCUUUCGGUGUUAAAAAGCUGCUCUCAAAUGCUCAGUGUAAUGGCACAGUCUCUGUCAAACGGAGAGGCUACGCGUUAUUGCACCUCGUCUUUCUGAAGUGUUGGACCUACAUCUACAACUCAUCAUGGCUCUGAUUGUCCACCUCAAAUCGGUGACAGAUCUCAGAGCUAAGGGGGACAAGAUCGCCAAGGUGGCAUUUAGAGGGCUCUCAUUUUAUACACGGGUUCUGGAAAACUGUGAAGAUGAAGCAAGAUUUGACGAGACUUUCCGAUGGCCCGUUGCCAGUAACAUUGAUGGGAAUGAGAUGCUUGAAAUCCACGUGUUCAACUACAGCAAAGUUUUUACAAAUAGGCUCAUUGGGACGUUCCGGAUGGUGUUGCAGAAGGUGGUGGAAGAAGCACAGCUAGAAGUGUCAGACACAUUAAUAGAUGACAACAACACCCCCAUUCGGACAUGUGUUACCAUAGAGAUCAAAUACCAGACUAUGGAUGGUACCGUGGCUGCCUGGAACGACAGCGAGUUCCUGGACGAUCCCAAUCGAUCAGAAAACGACGGGGCCUUUCAGUUUGAGACGGACAGCCUGUUGUCAGGACACAGCCAGGGCUCUGCAGUGUCUCCAGGGCGCUCCCACCUGAGCCUUCACUCAGGAGAGAGGUCUUUCAGAAAAGUAGGUAAGGGAGUGUUUUCAGCCAUGAAGCUGGGCAAGACACGUUUACCAAAAGAAGACCACAAAAACAGAGAUGAGGCCGCAAUUUUGGAAACGGAGGACUUGGACAGGAAGGCCAUGCGUUUGGGGGGAGGGCUGGAUCCGGAUACCAUUUCACUGGCCUCCGUCACUGCAGUCACCACCAACGUCUCCAAUAAGAGAUCCAAACCUGAUAUUAAAAUGGAGCCCAGUGCUGGGAGACCAAUGGAUUACCAAGUUAGUAUUACCAUUAUUGAGGCACGUCAGCUGGUGGGUUUGAAUAUGGAUCCAGUCGUUUGUGUUGAGAUUGGUGACGACAAGAAAUACACAUCAAUGAAGGAAUCUACAAGCUGCCCUUAUUACAAUGAGUACUUUGUUUUUGAGUUCCAUGUGCCUCCUGAUGUCAUGUUUGACAAAAUUCUAAAGCUCUCAGUAAUACAUUCCAAAAACCUCCUGCGCAGCGGUACCUUGGUUGGCACAUUCAAGCUUGACAUAGGCACUGUCUACUCACAGCCUGAACACCAGUUCUACCAUAAGUGGGCAAUCCUCUCUGACCCUGAUGACAUCACUGCAGGGGUGAAAGGUUACAUAAAGUGUGACCUUGCUGUGGUUGGAAAAGGAGACAACAUUAAAACCCCACACAAAGCCAACGAGACCGAUGAGGAUGAUAUAGAAGGGAACCUCCUUCUGCCAGAAGGGGUCCCCUCAGAGAGGCAAUGGGCCCGCUACUACAUCAAGAUCUACCGAGCUGAGGGGCUUCCAAAGAUGAACACCAGUAUUAUGGCUAAUAUGAAGAAAGCUUUUAUAGGAGAAAACAAAGACCUGGUGGACCCAUACGUGCAAGUCCUGUUUGCAGGACAAAGGGGAAAGACAUCAGUCCAGAAGAGCAGUUAUGAGCCAAUAUGGAAUGAACAAAUCAUAUUUACAGAAAUGUUUCCACCUCUCUGUAAGAGAAUGAAAAUUCAGAUACGAGAUUCAGACAAAGUAAACGAUGUAGCCAUAGGAACACAUUUUAUUGACCUGAGAAAGAUUUCUAAUGAUGGAGAUAAAGGUUUUCUUCCCACACUGGGUCCAGCCUGGGUGAACAUGUAUGGUUCUACCCGCAACUACACUCUGAUGGACGAGCACCAGGACCUGAACGAGGGCUUGGGGGAAGGCGUCUCCUUCAGGGCCCGCCUGCUCCUCAGCAUCGCUGUGGAGAUCCUAGACACCGCCUCCACUGAGAUCAUGAGCACCACUGAGGUCCAGCUGGAGCAGAUCCAGAACAUCUCUGAGUAUGUCACCGGAAAAAUUGAAGAGUUCUUCCUCUUUGGAGCCUUCCUGGAAGCGACCAUGAUUGACAGAAAGAUUGGAGAUAAGCCGAUCAGUUUCGAAGUUACAAUAGGUAACUAUGGAAAUCAGAUCGAUGGUGUGAACAAGCCGACCAUACACAGGAAGAAGAAAGAUGGGGGAGACGGUGAUGAGGACGAGUCUGAGCUCCUUCAGAACUCCAGUGAGGAUGAGGCUGAAGAUGAUGGAGACCUGGUGUCUGUCUCCACAACUCCUCCAAUGAAACCUGUUAUCACUGACAGGAAUUAUUUCCAUUUACCUUAUUUUGAAAAUAAGCCCUGUAUCUACAUUAAGAGUUGGUGGCAGGACCAAAGGAGAAGACUCUACAAUGCCAAUAUAAUGGACAAAAUCGCAGACAAGCUGGAGGAAGGGCUGAAUGAUGUCCAGGAGAUUAUAAAAACUGAGAAAGCCUUUCCAGAACGUAGACUACGGGGUGUUUUGGAGGAAUUAGGAAACGGCUGCAGCCGUUUUGUGACACUUGCUAACAAGGACCAGAACCAGACUGGAAGGACAAAGCUAGACAGAGAGAGGCUUAAGUCCUGCAUGAGAGAGCUGGAGAACAUGUCCACACAGGCGAAGAUCAUCCGUUCCCAAGUGAAGAAGAACACAGUGAAGGACAAGCUGAAACUGAUCCAGAACUUCCUGCAGAAGCUGCGCUUCCUCGCUGAUGAGCCUCAACACAGCAUCCCUGAUGUCUACAUCUGGAUGAUGAAUAACAACAAGCGCAUUGCCUACGCUCGGGUCCCAUCCAAAGACAUCCUGUACUCCAUUGUGGAUGAAGAAAGUGGCAAGGACUGUGGAAAAGUCAAGACUGUCUUUCUGAAGUUGCCUGGUAAGAAAGGCUUUGGUCCUGCAGGCUGGACGGUGCAGGCUAAAACAGAGCUGUACCUCUGGCUCGGCCUCAACAAGCAGCGCAAGGAUUUCCUGAGCGGCCUUCCUAAUGGCUUCGAGGAGAACAAAGCAGUCAAGGGCCCUGGUCUGCAGUCUUUUCCACCCAUCAGCCUAACCUACAUCAUGAAGCAGGAGUUCCAGCUAAGAGUGCACAUGUACCAGGCCCGCAGCCUUUUUGCAGCAGACAGCAGUGGCCUGUCGGACCCCUUCGCCAGGGUCUUCUUUUCCACACACAGCCAGUGCACUGAGGUCUUAAAUGAGACUCUAUGUCCCACUUGGGACCAGCUCCUGGUGUUCGAUAAUGUAGAACUGUACGGGGAGGCCUGUGAACUAAGAGAUGACCCUCCGAUCAUUGUCAUUGAGAUCUAUGACCAGGACACUGUGGGAAAAGCUGAAUUCAUUGGCAGAACAUUUGCCAAGCCCAUCACAAAGAUGUCUGACGAGCACUACGGACCUCCACGCUUCCCCCCUCAGCUAGAAUACUACCAGAUCUACCGGGGGAACUGCAUCGCUGGAGACCUGCUAGCAGCAUUCGAGCUCCUCCAGGUUCCUUAUAAUGAAGAGGAGAUUAGAAGAGCUUUACUGGCUGUCAAUGAUUUUGCUGUGCCAGAGAUUAAGAUUGGGCCUGCUGGAAAGGCUGACCUCCCUCCCAUUGACGGCCCCACUGAUUCGGAGAGAGGUCCCAUUCUUCCUGUUCCUAUGGGCAUCCGGCCGGUCCUGAGCAAGUACAGGAUUGAGGUGUUGUUCUGGGGUCUGAGAGACCUGAAGAGAGUGAACCUGGCCCAGGUGGACAGACCCCGAGUGGACAUUGAGUGUGCAGGGAAAGGGGUCCAGUCAGCUCUCAUCCAGAACUACAAGAAAAACCCCAACUUCAGCACUCUUGUCAAGUGGUUUGAAGUUGACCUCCCAGAGAAUGAGCUUCUUCACCCUCCUCUGAACAUUCGAGUGGUGGACUGCCGUGCCUUUGGGAGGUACACCUUGGUGGGAUCACACGCGGUUAGUUCACUCCGCAAAUUCAUCUACAGGCCUCCAGACAAGACGGCGAGCAACUGGUCCACUGCAGCUAAGCUGAUGAGUGGCUGCCUGGCACUGACAAACGGGGGCCCAUACUCUCGUCCCACAGGUGAAAUAAUAGUGAACAUGGAACCCGAGCCUCGUAUCAAGAAGAUGGAAACAUGUGUCAAGCUGGACUCUAGCUCUGAUGCUGUUGUUAAAGUUGAUGUGCCUGAAGAAGACAAGGAGAAGGAAAAGAAAAAGAAGAAGAAGAAAGGCGACGAGAUUGAGGAGGAAGAGCCUGAUGACAGCAUGCUGGACUGGUGGUCCAAAUACUUUGCCUCCAUUGAGACCUUGAAAGAACAACUGAGAGCACAAGAAGCAGCUGCUGCUGAAGCAGAAGAGAAGGAAGACAUGGAGAUAGCAGCAGAGGGCACAGAGAUCAAACCUGAUGAAUCUCAUGUGAAAGGCUCGAAGGGAAAGGAGAAGAGCAAGGAUAAGGGCAAAGGCCCCAAGGAGGACAAGAAGAAGAAGCAGCAACAUGGUGAUAUGUUGGAGAAGAGCAACAAGCAGAAGAUCGAUGAGCUACAUGUGUACAACAAAGAACUGGAACAUGAAUGUGAUAACUUUGAGGACUGGCUGCACGCUUUUAACCUGUACAGAGGAAAGAUCGGAGAUGAUGAUGACAACGUGACAGACGAGGAAAGGAUUGUUGGAAGAUACAAGGGCUCUCUGUGUGUAUAUAAAGUCCCGCUUCCAGAGGAUGUGACCAAGGAGGUUGGCUUUGACCCCAACUUUGGCAUGUUCCAAGGAAUCCCAAACAACGAUCCAGUCAACGUACUAGUCAGAGUGUAUGUGGUCAGGGCCACAGAUUUGCACCCUGCUGACAUCAAUGGAAAAGCUGACCCCUAUGUUGUUAUCAAACUAGGGAAAACUGAAAUCAAAGACAAAGAAAACUACAUUUCUAAACAGCUAAACCCCAUUUUUGGAAAGUCCUUUGAUAUUGAAGCCACCUUCCCGAUGGAGUCCAUGCUAACAGUCUCUAUCUAUGACUGGGAUUUAGUUGGAUCUGACGAUCUCAUUGGGGAAUCAAAAAUUGACCUGGAGAAUCGAUACUACAGCAAGCAAAGGGCAACCUGUGGCAUCGCACAGAGUUAUUCCAUCCAUGGAUACAAUGCCUGGAGGGACCCCAUGAAGCCCACCCAGAUCCUGACGAAGCUCUGUAAAGAGGGCAAGGUGGACGGACCUCACUUUGGACCAGGAGGGAGAGUUAAAGUGGCAAACAGAGUGUUCCUGGGACCAACUGAGCUGGAAGAUGAAAACGGGCUGAAGAAGCACACAGAUGAGCACCUGGCCCUGAUUGCCCUCCAGCACUGGGAGGACAUCCCUCGCGUCGGCUGUAAACUCAUUCCAGAGCAUGUGGAGACCAGGCCUCUCCUCAACCCUGACAAGCCAGGGAUCGAGCAGGGGCGUGUUGAGAUGUGGGUGGACAUGUUCCCCAUGGAUAUGCCAGCACCAGGGCCUGCCAUUGACAUUUCACCCAGGAAACCAAAGAAAUAUGAACUCAGAGUCAUUAUCUGGAAUACGGACGAGGUCAUUCUCGAAGACGAUGAUUACUUCACUGGAGAAAAAUCCAGUGACAUUUUUGUACGGGGCUGGUUGAAAGGACAGCAGGAGGACAAACAGGACACUGACGUCCACUAUCACUCACUGACCGGCGAAGGAAACUUCAACUGGCGUUAUAUCUUUCCCUUUGACUAUCUGCUUGCUGAGGAGAAGAUUGUCAUCUCCAAGAAAGAGUCCAUGUUCUCCUGGGAUGAGACUGAGUAUAAGAUUCCCGCCCGGCUCACCCUGCAAGUGUGGGACGCGGAUCAUUUCUCUGCUGACGACUUCCUAGGGGCGAUCGAACUGGACCUGAACCGAUUUCCUCGGGGGGCUAAAACAGCAAAGCAGUGCUCUAUAGACAUGGUGCUGAAUGAGCAGGAACUGCCUACUAUUUCCAUCUUCAAACAGAAAAGGGUCAAGGGCUGGUGGCCCUUUGUAGCCCGGAAUGAGAAUGAUGAAAUGGAACUCACGGGUAAAGUGGAGGCAGAGCUGCAACUCUUAACUGCAGAAGAAGCUGAGAAGAGCCCCGCCGGUCUAGCCCGUAACGAGCCAGAGCCCUUGGAGAAACCAAACCGACCUGACACCUCUUUCAUCUGGUUCCUCAGCCCGCUUAAGUCCAUCAAGUACCUCAUCUGCACCCGCUACAAGUGGCUCAUCAUUAAGAUAGUGCUUGCUUUGUUGCUGCUGGCUAUGCUGGGUCUCUUCCUCUACAGCAUGCCAGGCUACAUGGUCAAGAAAUUGCUGGGAGCGUGAACGGGCAGCAGCGAUGGCUUGCUGGGUGGCACCUCUCACCACCCUGUGUCCGUCCCUGCAGUCCAGUCUUGCUCACCAUGGACACUCCCUGUGGCUGGAAUUUUAGUUUUUCUCAUUUUCAUAACCAAAAACAUAUAACGCCUAUGCCCUGAAUAGAUUUCAUACAAGGCACUAACACUGCUUUCCCUGCAUUAACUUCCUAUAUGCUUUACAAAAUGCAUUUCGCAGACCUAUCUACCAUUUCACGGAAAGCAGCCCAGACUUGUUGCACAAACCUACUCUCUUCAGCUCUUGCACAACUUGACAUGCUUACCAUUUAUAGUACUUGGGGUGGAGGUGUGGGGUUCUUAUGCAUGUUUAAAUAUGGACAAAUAUUUAAAUGAAGGUAAAAGUUUCAAAGAAUGUCAUGCACUUAAAAAAAAAAACCUGUUUACAAGGUCUAUUUUAGUAUGUUAAAUGCAAGGUGUCCUUUUGAUUUCAAGAUAUUGUCGCUAUUUACAUAUUAAGACAUAAUUUCACUUGGUCAGUGCUUAUCAUUAAUGAACAAACAUACAAUUAAAUACAAAUGACUAGAUGAAAUGUGAUACUUUCCAAUGUGUUUCUCCCAACACCAAGCGUGAUUAAUCAUGGAUAGGCCACUUACUGUAUUUUAAGUUUUGCUUGUCUUGUAGACAAUAUUAUUUUGAUUGGGGUUUUCUUUCUCAUCAUAGUUGUCAUCUGAAUGUAAACACAACAUGACAGAAGUUAUUGUGGAAAGAAAGUCAUAGUGGAAAAAUCCGGUUCUCCCGAUUGCAGUGUAGAACUUCGGCAUUCAUUCUACAAUGACCUUGUGUUCACUAAGCGUCAUCAUCUUUUGUUUUUAAAGCAUACACAAAAACGGGAGAAAUCAAACAAAAAAAAAAAACAUUUAUUAUCUUGGUAAACCUUAAUGACCAUUUCAGGCAGAGUAAGGAAAACCGGCAGUGUAAAACUCCCAUGUCAUGUUAAUCUGUCUUGAUUUGCAGUGUGCGGUUCCUUAGUGUGCUGUUGUUUGUAGUUAUCUACGAUUAGUAUUUUAAGCCUUUAUUUUGUUUUUAUUUAUUUAUUUAUUUAUUUGAUUGGAUUUGUGUUUACUUCAAAUAAUUGGUUUGCACUUUUUUCUGUAUUUAGAAUUAUCGGUUUUACAGCGUGCAAUAUUUGGUGUUCUGUGUUUGUUGUUUGUCUAUGUUAAAUGAUGAUAUCAUGAUAAAUAAAUGCUUGACCUGUCUCACCAGUCGCCCCAAUACCAGUCUGUCCUGGAUGCUGAAUCCCUUGCGAAUCAUCUGUAUUCUAGUCUGGAGAAACUACAAGUGGCCCUUAUUGGGAU